Messenger RNA from Impatiens glandulifera, 1667 nucleotides. RefSeq names its product reticulocalbin-2-like. NCBI's taxonomy places the organism in Eukaryota, Viridiplantae, Streptophyta, Magnoliopsida, Ericales, Balsaminaceae. Gene Ontology annotation, cellular component: endoplasmic reticulum. Gene Ontology annotation, molecular function: calcium ion binding. The coding region runs from base 177 to 1325 and encodes 382 amino acids. The transcript has 6 exons. The record is from RefSeq and is a predicted model, not a curated record.
AUGAUAUUCUUAGCUUUCUUUUGUUAAUGAAGAUAAUCGGAUAAGUAUCAUUCUUAUCUGUUUCCCACAGAUCUUCUUCUACACGAAAGCUCUAAUCUUUGUGAUUCAAUGUUCGCACCAUUGUAGACAUUUUCUUAAUCGCUUUUGUAGAUCCGUUUCUCUUUCCCUGAUGAGAUAUGGGAAGAGUAUCUGUCAUCAUUUACAUCGCCGUAGCAAUUCUCCUCCUGGUUCUUAUUUCUCACUCUCCGAAUAAAUCUUCGCAAGGCCGUCACCGCCGGCUCAAGCUCCGUUCCAACUUCUCCUUCGUUGCCGGUAUAGGAGACAGGCGCCGUCAUGUUCAUGUUCCGUUCGACCCCCUUGUUGUCGACAUUGAGAUGAGAAGAGAAGAUAAGGAAUGGGAGAAGAUGUAUAUCGAACAUUCCCACCCUGAAUUCGCGCACCAAGCUACUGGUGAUGAUUCUCAACCAGAAUGGGAGGAUUUUAUGAACGCGGAGGAUUAUUUGAAUGAUGAAGGGAAGUUCAAUGUGACAGAAAGGUUGGUUUUGUUGUUCCCUAGGCUGGAUGUUGAUCCUCCAGAUGGAUAUGCUACCGAGCAUGAGCUGACGGAGUGGAUUUUGAAGAAUACGGAGAUGGAAGUGCUGCAUCGAACUCAGAGAGAGAUGGAUCUUCAUGACAAGAAUAAGGAUGGUUUUAUCUCCUUCGCUGAGUAUGAUCCUCCAAGUUGGGUUCGCAAUUCAGACAAUGCUUCUUUUGGGUACGAAAUGGGUUGGUGGAAAGAGGAACAUUUCAAUGCAGCAGAUGCUGAUGGAGAUGGACUCCUGAAUGUAACUGAGUUUAACGACUUUCUUCAUCCAGCUGAUAGCAAUAACGCAAGGCUACUCCACUGGCUAUGCAAGGAAGAGAUAAGGGAAAGAGAUACUACUGACAAAGAUGGGGUGGCGAGUUUUAACGAAUUUUUCAAUGGGUUAUUUGAUAUGUUGAGAAACUAUGAUGAGGAGGAACAUGCUUCUUCAGGAGAAACUGGUGAUAAUGCCAGGGAAGCCCUUGCUUUGAAGCUGUUUAUACAGCUUGACAAUGAUACUGAUGGAUACUUGUCUGAUAAGGAACUGCUACCCGUCAUUCGGAAACUUCAUCCUACAGAGCGUCACUAUUCAAAGCAGCAGGCUGCUUACAUUAUAUCACAGGCUGAUUCAGAUAAAGAUGGGAAGUUAACUCUAACUGAGAUGAUAGAAAACCCAUAUGUGUUCUAUAGUGCUAUCUUCAGCGAAGACGAUGGUGGUCAAGAGGAUUACCACGACGAUGAGUAUCACGAUGAAUUCCGUUAGUCCUUUAGGCCGGAGUCCAGAUAAAAGAAGUUACGAAAAUAUGUUGGUAAGCGCUAAAAGUAUUUCAGUAUAAUAUAAAUCAGAGUCGUUUAAACGUAACAACAAAAAUAUUUAAUAAAUAAUAAUAAUUUUUAAUUUUUCUAACAAAAAUAUCGUCAACACAAACACGAUUAGAGCCCUAGAUUGUUAGGGAUAGCAACACAUAUCAGAAAACAUUAGAUUUAACCAUGGAUAGUGAGUUAGAAGAGUUAUAGAGAUUUAUUUGUAACACAACUUUUCAUUCACCAUUCUAAUUUUGUUUUGAAUGUUUUUGCUAUUUAAUUCAAACAAACAAGUUCUCCA